CUCAAGUGCAUCGCAUCGACGCGCAGCAGCACUCUUUAGUCUCAUCCACUCUCUACCACUUGGUUAGCACACAACGAACCCGCCAGCCGGUGUAGCAGGCGAUACGGGUGCUGCCCAAAAGACAUUCAUAGUCACCUCAGCCCCCACGGCCUCUGCCCCCGCCCCAUGGCCCUCUUCAUCGCUCGCGCAAUAAAGGCCGGGGUGCACGCGCACCGGGACGCGUCCAACCCCGAUGGCCCCCCGAGCGAGGUGACCCGGGCCAUGCGCAGGCCCAAGGCGUCGUUCAUCUACGACCCGGUGUACGACCUGGUCAUGAGCAUCGAGCGCAAGGCACGGGGCGAUAAGAAGGUGACACCUUUUGAGAGCCGAGAGAGGCCACUGCCCCACCUCCCACCACCCCCACUCCCGGAUCACAUGGUCGCGUCGUCGUCGUCUGCGCCGCCGACGCCGACAGGCUUGAGCUCGUCACGACCGUUCUCGCACUCGCCGUACCCCGGGGCGCGCAGCACGCCGGGGUCGCGGACAAACUUGAUCCUUGACCGCGAGGUUCUGGACCGCGAUCUUCCGCCACUACCCCAGGCGGCGGAGGGCGAAAUAGAUGGUGGCGGUGUCAGCUCGCCCGUUACCCUGGACCAGACCAUGUCGAGCGCGCCGAGCACGCCAGUGCCGCCACUCCCCCCACGCCGGCUAACCCGCGCGGCCAGUCGUGACACUCUUGAUGAGGUGGGUAACCCAGGCUCUCGCAACCCAUUAACAACCCAGCCCCCGCCGCCAUACCCCGGGCACGAGGUCGAGGAGUUCGAGCCAGAGCCAUUGAGCCGGCGGUCAGAGCGCGAGCCCCGGCGAGGGCCGAUGACAGUGGCCAAUCCGGAUGAAUAGACCAGAGAGGCGGCCCGCCCUCGGCGCUGUUACGCCGCAAUGGCUGUUCCUUGUAGACGCUCGACACUGGUCGCUUUUUGUAUCUUUUAGCUGUUGUAGAUCUUGUGUAACGUUGGGUUGGGUUCUAUCAGUAGACCGAGAUUGGCGCCGUGUAACCGAAGGACACUAUCGGCUACAGCCGAAGGAGAGUGCGUUUACGAUGACGCGGGUGUCGCAGUUGGCAGAGUCUCUCACGCCCACGGACGAGUGUAUGCAGACUGCGGUGCUGUGCUGCUGGACGGGGCGUGGCUGAGCGUGCGUUUGUUACUCUACGA
Molecule: messenger RNA, 1193 nt
Organism: Vanrija pseudolonga
Lineage: Eukaryota; Fungi; Basidiomycota; Tremellomycetes; Trichosporonales; Trichosporonaceae
Exons: 2
Coding region: 166-879 (237 amino acids)
Source: RefSeq, a predicted model, not a curated record